Molecule: messenger RNA, 2752 nt
Organism: Magnolia sinica
Lineage: Eukaryota; Viridiplantae; Streptophyta; Magnoliopsida; Magnoliales; Magnoliaceae
Product: subtilisin-like protease SBT5.3
Exons: 11
Coding region: 191-2509 (772 amino acids)
Biological process (GO): proteolysis
Molecular function (GO): serine-type endopeptidase activity
Source: RefSeq, a predicted model, not a curated record
CAGAGCCAUGUCCAUCUGAAAAAGCCAAGAAAAUGAGCGCCCCACAGCAUUAUAUUCUCCAUAAAAAGGGAAGCUUUUGAACAGGAAAAGAAAUUACCACUACUUUCCGUUAUUAAGAAGGAAAGAGGUUUCAAUACAAUCAGAGCUUUUAAAAACAGGGGAAACAGAGGAUUCAGACAAAGAGGGAUCAAUGAAGAUUGAACGGACUUAUUUUCUUCUCUUGAUCUUGCUUUUCUUCUCAAUCUUGCUAAGACCCAUAUUUGCUACCAAAAAGUCUUAUAUUGUGUACUUUGGAGGACAUUCUCAUGGUCCAUCAGCUUCUUUGAUUGAUUACAAGGGAGUGACAGAUUCUCAUUAUGAGUUUCUGGGUUCAUUCUUGGGAAGUAAGGAAAAGGCGAAAGAUGCCAUCUUUUACUCUUACACGAGACAUAUCAAUGGUUUUGCUGCAAAUCUCGAAGACGAAGAAGCAAUAGAGAUAUCGAAACACCCGGAAGUCUUAUCGGUUUUCUUAAACCGAGGAAUGAAAUUACACACGACUCGGUCAUGGAAUUUUCUUGGACUAGAGAGAGAUGGUGUAAUUCCUGCAAAAUCGAUAUGGCAAAAAGCUAGAUUUGGAGAAGAUACAAUCAUCGCCAAUCUCGACACUGGAGUGUGGCCAGAAUCAGAGAGCUUUAAAGAUGAUGGAAUGGGACCGAUCCCAUCAAGAUGGAAAGGAAUCUGUCAGAAUGACACCGAAGUUGGAGUUCCUUGUAACAGGAAGCUGAUCGGGGCCAGAUACUUCAAUAAAGGGUACAAGGCUAAUGGGGGCGUAGUCAACGCGUCCUCAUCCUCUGCACGUGACACCGAAGGCCAUGGGACCCACACUCUAUCAACGGCCGGUGGCAGCUUUGUCCCCAACGCGCAUUUCUACGGUUACGCUAGUGGGACAGCGAAAGGUGGGUCCCCCAAAGCACGUGUGGCGGCUUACAAGGUAUGUUGGCCCCCGAUCGACGGCUACGAAUGCUUCGAUGCGGAUGUCAUAGCUGCAUUCGAUACAGCCAUCCAUGAUGGCGUUGAUGUGGUGUCCGUAUCGCUUGGUGGGGACUCCAGCACUGAUUAUUUCGACGAUGGUGUGGCCAUCGGAUCGUUCCACGCCGUUAAAAAUGGGAUCGUGGUCGUUUGUUCAGCGGGGAAUGCAGGACCCACUCCAGGUACGGUCUCCAAUACAGCACCGUGGAUCUUGACGGUGGGGGCCAGCACCAUGGAUAGGGAGUUCCCAUCGUACGUUCGACUCGGGAACAACAGGCAAUACAAGGGACAAAGCCUUUCGAACAAAGUCCUACCAGAGAAGUUCUAUCCUCUAAUCAGCUCCGUCGAUUGCAAGGCCGCCAACACCACGACUCACAAUGCGCAACUCUGUUACAUUGGAUGCCUUGAUCCUAAGAAGGUGAAAGGAAAGAUCGUGGUCUGUCUUGAUGGUUUUAAUGCAGCAGAAGAGAAAGGCGAGGCCGUCCAUCAAGCUGGUGGGGCCGGGAUGAUCCUGGCCAAUGAUCUAGCCAGUGGAAAUGAUAUCAUGGCUGAGGCCCACGUCCUCCCGGCCACACACAUCUCAGCCAUUGAUGGUCUUGCUGUGUUUGCCUACAUUAAUUCAACAAAGGAGCCUGUGGCGUACAUCACGGGUCCGACGACAAAUCUCAACACGAAACCUGCACCGUUCAUGACCGCCUUCUCAUCUCAAGGCCCCAAUCCCAUCACGCCCUAUAUCCUAAAGCCGGAUAUUACAGCACCAGGGCUGAGUGUUCUUGCUGCAUAUAGCGGAGCAUCGAGCCCAACGACCCUGGCCUUUGAUUCACGUCGGGUCCUUUUCAACGUUGUAUCUGGAACGUCCAUGUCAUGUCCUCAUGUUUCUGGGAUUGUGGGCCUUCUCAAGACUCUCCAUCCUGACUGGAGCCCAGCAGCGAUUAGAUCUGCAAUCAUGACCACUGCUAGGACUCAAGAUAACAUGAGAAAGCCCAUGAAGAAUUCCUCCUUCAUCAAGACCACACCUUUCAGCUACGGCUCAGGCCAUGUGUGGCCGAACCAUGCAAUGGACUCCGGCCUAGUCUAUGACCUGACCACCAACGAUUACGUCCACUUCCUAUGUGCCCUUGGCUACAAUGCCACCCAAAUGGCAAUGGUCACAGACCACUCCUACUCAUGCCACCCUACCAACAUGUCCAGCAUCCUGGAUCUCAACUACCCUUCGAUUGUGGUCCCAUAUCUCACCACCUCCACAACCAUCAAACGAACAGUCAAGAACGUUGGCUCACCGGGCACUUACACGGUCCAUGUUGAUGCACCUAGCGGCGUAUCAGUGUCAGUCGAACCCACGAGCCUGAUUUUCGAAAGAACCGGCGAAGAGAAGAUGUUUACAGUUAAGCUGACGCCUAAAAGGCAUUUGGGCACUAAUUAUGUUUUUGGGAGACUGAUAUGGUCUGAUGGUGUGCACUAUGUGAGGAGUCCAAUUGCAGUCUCAUCUACAAACAUAUAAAAGAAAAGGGUUCGAUCUUUUGGUCUUGAUGGCUCGAGCCACGGUUCAAAAAUGUGUUGCCCCAUAGGAGCCACAUGGUCGUAUGAUUAGAGUCAUCCAUAUUCUUAUUGCUAUCAUAAGCUAUGGUCCAAUAAUCAGGCUUCAAGGAUGAUACUGAGUCCUAGCCUUCUAUUUAUUUGUAUUUUGGACAUGAUAUCACCCGUCUUUGGAAAGUAUGUUUACUGGGAAUUCAUUCCAUGCAUU